AAGCGAAUCUGCUUUACGACAGUCAGCAGGCAUCUUUCAAAUCGAGGACGAAUUUCAAUGUGGUUCAAACAGCCUGCUUGACCUUCCCCGCAACUAGGUAUCCUGGAUUCACCUCAGCGGUGGCAGAAUAAUCUUGGCGUGGAAUUUCGCACCCUGCCUUCUGUGUGCGCAACACCACAUUUCGCAUUCUAGCGCGCUUCAACGUCAACCCCCCGCGACUCAAUAAUACCACAAAAAGCCAUGGGCGUCGCUUUCGAUUAUGCGCCAGACCGGCCAGAGCAGAUCGACCAGAUCCUGAAUGGCCUUGAGCGAUACAAUCCUGAGACGACCGGGGUCUUCCAGGACUACGUGAUGCAGCAAUGCGAAAGCCAGACAUACGACUGCUACGCCAACCUGGCGCUUCUCAAACUAUAUCAAUUUAACCCGCAUUUAACGCGCGACGAGACUAUAACCAACAUCCUCGUAAAGUCUCUCACGGUCUUUCCCUCACCAGACUUCAGUCUUUGCCUCUCGCUUCUCCCACCACAUCUCCUCUCGCCUAGUCUAAACCCCUCCACACGACCAUCUGGUGACCUCGCAGAGUCAGUCCAAAAACUUUCCGUCCUCAACAACCUCCUUUCAUCCGCAGACUACUCCUCGUUCUGGUCAACACUAGACUCGGAUGAUCUGUACGCAGAUCUCGUCGCUGAUGUGAGCGGCUUUGAGGAGCUGAUGAGGGUACGGAUCGCAGUCACAGUAUCACAAACCAUUCGUGAAGUGCAAAAAGAGAUUCUCUCGAGCUGGCUUAACCUGAGCGGAAACGAAUUUGAGCACUUCGUUGGCACAGUGUGCGGCUGGAAGGUUGACGGCAGCAAGGUGGCGAUACCCCUGAACAAGGAGAAUGAGGCCAAGGGUACAGUUGUGCGCGAAAACGUGAAGUUUGAUCAAUUCUCGAGGAUCGUAAGGAGGGCAUAUGAACAACCAGCGUGAUCGGGUUGACAUCUCAAUAUAAGAGCCUUUCCGGAAAUACAUAUACCGGCAACGCCGAAC
Pseudovirgaria hyperparasitica is the source of this 1029-nucleotide messenger RNA. RefSeq names its product ARM repeat-containing protein. The transcript is spliced from 4 exons. Gene Ontology annotation, cellular component: eukaryotic translation initiation factor 3 complex; cytoplasm. Bases 241 to 969 code for a protein of 242 amino acids. The record is from RefSeq and is a predicted model, not a curated record. Gene Ontology annotation, molecular function: ribosome binding; translation initiation factor activity. Gene Ontology annotation, biological process: regulation of translational initiation. NCBI's taxonomy places the organism in Eukaryota, Fungi, Ascomycota, Dothideomycetes, Acrospermales, Acrospermaceae.